Molecule: messenger RNA, 529 nt
Organism: Dendronephthya gigantea
Lineage: Eukaryota; Metazoa; Cnidaria; Anthozoa; Malacalcyonacea; Nephtheidae
Product: dnaJ homolog subfamily C member 13-like
Exons: 5
Coding region: 41-280 (79 amino acids)
Source: RefSeq, a predicted model, not a curated record
UUUCACAUCAGAGAGGAGAGAGGAAUUGCUGAAAAAGUUGAUGGAAUCUUCUUUAAAUAAUGUUGGUGUUACGAUAAAUGAUGACGACCAUAUCACAUCAAUGUCAGAAUUCAGCGUCUAUAAAGAAACUCCUCGGAGUAAAAUAUUUUCAAUAAUUCGCUAUCGAAACCAUCCUCAGCUGUUCGGGCUGGAAUACACAAGCGGUCGGCUGAGAAAUUACUCGUCUCCUGACAGGGAAACAUUAUUGGCUGGUUUGCUAGACGGUGUUAGAGCCAGUUGAAACAGAGAUGUUUGCGUAAAAACGACCCCAACGAAGAGAAGUACUGUACGCUUAUUCAUAGAUGAUUGAGCGAAAAUUAUGGUCAAAAUUUUCCUGAUGAAAAUCUCGUACUGCUAUGAUUACCCUAAAUACGAUCCCUCAUUUCAUACUCCUGCUGACGUAUGUGAUCUCAUAUAACACACCAACAAUUACACUUCUCGUCAGGUUAUCGUUGGGGUCCAUUGUAUAAUGUUGUUGACGAAGAAGUAG